Molecule: messenger RNA, 1440 nt
Organism: Brugia malayi
Lineage: Eukaryota; Metazoa; Nematoda; Chromadorea; Rhabditida; Onchocercidae
Gene: Bma-nas-14
Product: putative zinc metalloproteinase, putative
Exons: 10
Coding region: 1-1440 (479 amino acids)
Biological process (GO): proteolysis
Molecular function (GO): zinc ion binding; metalloendopeptidase activity
Source: RefSeq, a predicted model, not a curated record
AUGUUCACGAAUGAUUUUAUGAGGAAUUACGUUGAGGCUGACCGACAGAAAGUAUUAUUUGAUGAUUUGGGACAAAAAUACUUACAACCACAGGAUUUUGCUCUCGCCAAGAUCACUCCUGUGGAGAAUGUCAGCGAGGAACAGUUAAGUUCCAUUAUCAAUUCGCAACUUUUUGAGGGUGACAUUUUGGGAGUCGAUCUGCCGACAGCAAUAUCAACGUUGAUUUUGAAAGAUGAAUUAUUGAAUCAAUAUGAUCAUCUAUUCAAACUCCCUUAUCAUAGCGCAUUAAAUUUGGACACAUACAAAGGUAGGAUAUGGCCAAAUGGACAAGUACCAUAUUUGUUGGAAGAUGGAAUGUCUGAAAAGCAAAGAGUAACUAUUGCACAAGCAUUCGAUGAAUUCAGAGAAAAAACUUGCAUAAAAUUUAUACCAAAAACUGAUAAUGAUAUCGAUUAUAUUAUUAUCCAAAGAAAUAAAAAAGAUGGCUGUUCGUCACAUGUUGGACGAGCUGGUGGCAAUCAGACGGUAUCCUUAGAAGUUGAUAAAUGUUUUAAAAAAGGAAUCAUUGCCCAUGAGUUAAUGCACGUAAUUGGAUUCCUUCACGAGCAUUCACGUUCCGAUCGCGAUGCAUAUAUAGAUAUUAUUGUGGAAAACAUUCAUCCCGGGAUGCUACGAAAUUUUGAAAAAUAUCCAGAAAAAGUUGUUGAUCUGUUGGGGUUGCCUUACGAUUAUGGUUCGAUAAUGCACUACCACAAGCUUGCAUUUUCUAAGAAUGGCCAAUCAACUAUUUUACCUAAAAAUCAAACUGCGAAAAUUGGACAGCGACAUGAGCUUAGCCCCAUCGAUGUCGCAAAGAUAAACAAGCUUUAUAACUGCAAUCCACUACCAGCGACAGUAACGACAUCACUACCACCAACAACAGGAACUCCAGUGACAUUAACAACAUUACUGCCACCAACAACAACAGCUUCUGCUACUUUAAUAACCAAUGAAACAAUCAUAACAUUAUCUCUCAAAAGUAACUGGUCGAGAAACAUAAUAACACUAUUUCCAUUUCGCUCAUUUCGGACAAAAAGACCCGUAAUCACUGAAAAACUUCGAGCUAUUAAUACUACCGUAAAAGCAAAAACAACGGUAGUGACAGUUUGCGAGGAUCUGAAUGCACACUGUGAAAUGUGGCAACAACUUGGCCAUUGCCAAUAUUCGCCGAAGUAUAUGGGUCACUACUGCAAAAAAGCAUGCGGACUCUGUCCACCAAAAACAAAUAAAAAAAAGUUAAAUUGGAAAAUCGAAUCAUCACGAUGUGUGGAUAAGAAUUUAUUCUGCAGUUAUUGGGCAAGCAUCGGAGAAUGCAAUACAGGAAGUAAAUUUAUGACGAUAUUCUGCAAACGAUCAUGUAAUAACUGUGGCAAUAAAGUGGGAAAUGCUGUCCACGAAUAA